AUGUCGCCUAAACGUAAAACAAUUGCUGCAACAGUUUCUUCGAAAACGACAAUAAAGCGUCAAUCUGAACGAGUUGUUGGUAAGAUAGUUCAUGAGGCAAAUAAAUCUGAUGUAAACGCACAAAAACAACAAUCUCGGCCUCGAUCAACCGGAAAAAAAAAUAAACGAUGUUAUAAAAGUAGUAAUCUCGAUAAUGAUUUGGAAGUAAUUACUGAAGAAGAUUUAAAAGAAAGUCCAAAAUCAAUGAGUAUUGAUUCCAAUGAUACUGAUUCAGGUCAACAAGAACUAUCAAUGUCUAAUUCUUGUUCUUCGAAUAGAAGUUAUGAAGAUAAAAAUGUCAAAACAUCAACAGCUUCUCAAUUUGAUAUUGCUGAUGAUGAUACAAGUGAAUUUGAAGCUAUGUUUAUGCCGAAAACACCUCGGUUAAAAGCUAAAUCAAACUACAAUUCAACACCAUUAGUACGAUCUCAGCACCAUAACCUAUCUGGCAUAUAUACCAAUGCUGAAUCACUCUCAUUACAUGGAAUGGAAAAUAACAUAAGUACACCAUUAUCAACCAUCAUCAUCAAUCAUCAAUCAACAACACCAAAUACAAGCAUCCAAAAGCUCAAUACACCUUCUAAUCCACGUGCCAAAUCAAAUUUAUUAUCUUCUAGUCAAGCGUCUGUUGGUAAUCAAUCUUUAUCUAACAUCAAUUAUACCACGAACAAUAGUGCUAUACUAGAAACGUUUAGCGAAUAUCGCAACUUAAAACGUGAUUUACAACAUGCGUUGAAUCAAAUUGAAAGUUGGAAGUCAGAUUAUAAUUCGUUAAAACGUCAAAUGGAAAAACUUAAAAAGAGUUCAUUUCCUCGUCCUACUGCUGAAGGUCGUGUUUUUAUCGAACAAUUAUUGGAAUCAUUAAAAUCUUCUGAAGAUGUACAAGAUAAACGUUCUUUAGGUCAAUUAGCAAUUGACAUUGGUGUGCCAGAAACAAUACUUUUAUCUUCUUCCAAUAUUGAUCCACAAAAAUCCGCUUUAAAUAUAUUUAAUUAUCUUUUUCCUACAAAUGAAGAUAAAGUAUCACUUUUAAAUGUUGCCAAGGUUAUGAUUGAAUAUCCAAAUUUAUUGGACGAUAUAUUUGUAACUGGUGAUCUUUUUGUUUCAGUAUUUGCACAACGAAAUGCACCCGGCUGCAGUUAUUCAUUAGCAUCAAUGAAGGAUGCUAUAGGAAAUUCUAUUCGUUGUGCUCGUCACAAGGUUAAAAUGGGGCACGCUAGAUUUGUUGCAGCAGCAGCAGUGAACCAAUUGAAUCAAAAUUAUGACAACCAUAAUGUUGAAUGA
Molecule: messenger RNA, 1323 nt
Organism: Rotaria sp. Silwood1
Lineage: Eukaryota; Metazoa; Rotifera; Eurotatoria; Philodinida; Philodinidae
Source: the annotation of a GenBank genome assembly